This is a messenger RNA of Spodoptera litura, 603 nucleotides long. RefSeq names its product prefoldin 6 (gene Pfdn6). NCBI's taxonomy places the organism in Eukaryota, Metazoa, Arthropoda, Insecta, Lepidoptera, Noctuidae. Gene Ontology annotation, biological process: chaperone-mediated protein complex assembly; protein folding. Gene Ontology annotation, molecular function: protein-folding chaperone binding. Gene Ontology annotation, cellular component: cytoplasm; prefoldin complex. The record is from RefSeq and is a predicted model, not a curated record.
UGUCACUGUCAAAAACAUAACCUCAAUUUCCUCCACUAAAAUUCUGUGAAGCAAUCGUGAUUUGGAAAAACAGUAUUAUAAGAAUAAUAAAGAAAAUUUUGUCUAUUUACUGCGCACUAAAUUAAAAUUUCCAUCGCAAUGGCUGAAGAAAUCCAAAAAAAGAUGCAGAAAGAAUUGGAAGUUUUGGGUAGUAUACAGAAAGAGUUCCGUAAGGCGGUCGCCCAGAAGCAACAAUUAGAUAGCCAGUUAAAUGAAAACAAGGCUGUAAAAGAGGAAUUACUGCUGUUAAAGAAAGAUGCUGAGGUAUAUAAAUUGAUUGGACCCGUUUUAGUGAAGCAAGAUUUAGAAGAGGCUACUCAAAAUGUAACGAAACGAAUGGAGUACAUUAGUAAAGAGAUUAAAAGAGCAGACGACCAUAUAUCCGCUUUAGAAAACAAGCAAGAAGCCUUACAAGAAAACUUAACAAAACUUAAGACCAAUCUUAAUAAAAUAAAAGCUAAGGCUUGAGAAAAGUUCUUCUAACACCAGGAUAACGCUUCAGUUUGCAAUUAAUAUUUACUUUUGCAUUAUGUGUAUGUAAUUAAUUAUACUUUUAACAACAUA